CUCUGUGAUGAUUUCUCCCAGUCGGACUCGAGCAUGGACAUACUCAGGACUAUAACACACCACCAUCAUCAUCAUCACCAUCAUCAGCCUGUGAACAACGGCAAGAUGUGUGAACACACACACCACAGACCCACUGAGAGCAGACGAGGGAAAGCAGAGGAUAAUAAUAAUGCUCAUGCCACGCAAGAAAUGUCACGCAUCAUCACGGAUUCAACCACUGGGAAAUGUUACUGUAGAGGAAAAGUUUUGGGCAAGGGCGGUUUUGCCAAAUGCUAUGAAUUUACAGAUCUAAGCACUGGGAAAAUGUAUGCAGCCAAAAUCAUUCCACACACGCGCGUCUCCAAACCUCACCAAAGGGAAAAGAUCGACCGAGAAAUCGAAUUGCACAGAGCCCUGCAUCACAAACACAUCGUUCACUUCUACCACCACUUCGAGGACAAAGAUAACAUCUACAUCCUGCUUGAAUACUGCAGCAGACGGUCUCUAGCACAUAUUCUCAAGGCCCGAAAGGUGCUUACAGAACCAGAGGUUCGGUACUACCUGAGACAGAUCGUCUCGGGGUUAAAGUAUCUCCACGAGCAAGAAAUUCUGCACAGAGACCUUAAACUAGGUAACUUUUUCAUCAAUGAAUCAAUGGAGCUCAAGGUUGGAGACUUCGGUCUGGCUGCGAAGCUCGAGCCGGUUGAGAACCGUAGGAGAACAAUAUGCGGGACGCCAAACUACCUGUCGCCUGAAGUCCUCAACAAGCAAGGGCACGGCUGUGAAUCUGACGUCUGGGCUCUCGGCUGUGUGAUGUAUACCAUGCUUUUGGGAAGACCUCCUUUUGAAACCACAAACCUUAAAGAAACGUACCGGUGCAUUCGUGAAGCGCGAUACUCCAUGCCGUCGUCUUUGUCGCCUCAAGCCAAGCAUCUCAUCAGCAAUAUGCUGGCCAAAAACCCUGUGGAAAGGCCACAACUCGAUGAUAUUCUACGCCACGACUUUUUCUGCCAGGGUUUCACACCAGACAGACUGUCUUCGAGCUGCUGCCACGCGGCCCCAGAUCUCCACCACACCAGUCCUGCCAAGAGCUUCUUCAAGAAAGCUGCUGCCGCCCUGUUCGGUGGGAAGAAGGACAAAGCCAAGUACUUGGAGACUCACAAUAAACCAACCAAGGAAGAGGAUGACAUAAACAAACUAUGCCUUGACCUCCGGAAAGCUUCACUCAGCCCCCAACCCUGCAGAAAACCCCUUGAGGACACUAAGCCCACUAUCACAACUGCUGGAAAAGCAGCUGUUCCCGCAGUGAAGGACACUAGCAGCAAGCAGCACAUUAGAGACAGCAUUCGGAUGAUCGUGCGGGGAACGCUGGGGAGCUGCAGUAGCAGCAGCGAAUGUCUUGAGGACAGCACAAUGGGAAGCGUUGUGGACACUGUUGCACGAGUAUUGCGCGGCUGUCUGGAGAACAUGCCGGAAGCUAAUAACAUUCCCAAAGAAAGCAUGAACGGCAGCUUCCAGUGGGUGACGAAGUGGGUGGACUAUUCCAACAAGUACGGCUUCGGCUACCAGUUGUCGGAUCACACAGUUGGCGUCCUCUUCAACAACGGCACACACAUGAGCCUUCUGUCGGACAAAAAGACGGUGCAUUACUAUGCAGAGCUGGGACAAUGUUCGGUCUUCCCCACUACUGAAGCCCCAGAGCAGUUCGUCGGUCAGGUCACCAUCUUAAAAUACUUCGCCCACUACAUGGAGGAGAAUUUGAUGGAUGGAGGUGAUUUACCCAACGUAACUGAUGCAGGCAAACCCAGACUGUACCUUCUUCAGUGGCUCAAAUCGGAUCGAGCACUCAUGAUGCUCUUCAACGAUGGCACUUUCCAGGUCAACUUCUACCACGAUCACACCAAGAUCAUCCUGUGCAAUCAGAGUGAAGAAUACCUCUUGACGUAUAUCAACGAGGACCGUGUUUCCACCACGUUGCGUCUCAGCACGCUCCUCGUGUCGGGAUGCUCACCGGACCUUCGCACCCGCAUGGACUACGCACUCGACAUGCUGUUGCAGAGAUGCAACUGAACCACACGAGCGCACAGAGACUGGGAUACUUCGAAAAGACGAGAAUGUGGACUAUUUACGACUGGACGGGAGAGUGUUGAAGACGGGAGGAGAUGAAAUGGAUUAUGAGUUUUACAAAAGGACUGAACUGAGCUGGGCUGGAACCAGAGACGAUGAUGAAAUCAAGAUGAUAAUGUCUCAUUUGAGGUGUUUUAAAUGCAGAAAUCUUGCUUUGUUGAAGCCAAACGGAGAUAUUAACUCUUUCCCCGCCAGCGUUGACUACAAAAGUUGCCCCGAAUCACAUUCACAAAACUUUCACGGCCUCCAGAAUAUUUUCUUGUACGGAUAAACAUUCAAUAUAUUGAAAGAAAGAAAGAACAGAGCCUCUGCUUUUAAACUAACGAAAA
Molecule: messenger RNA, 2435 nt
Organism: Rhinichthys klamathensis goyatoka
Lineage: Eukaryota; Metazoa; Chordata; Actinopteri; Cypriniformes; Leuciscidae
Gene: plk2a
Product: polo-like kinase 2a (Drosophila)
Exons: 14
Coding region: 34-2049 (671 amino acids)
Biological process (GO): mitotic cell cycle; regulation of cytokinesis; protein phosphorylation
Cellular component (GO): nucleus; centrosome; cytoplasm
Molecular function (GO): ATP binding; protein serine/threonine kinase activity; protein binding
Source: RefSeq, a predicted model, not a curated record